Eimeria necatrix is the source of this 723-nucleotide messenger RNA. RefSeq names its product SAG family member. Bases 1 to 723 code for a protein of 240 amino acids. The transcript is spliced from 4 exons. NCBI's taxonomy places the organism in Eukaryota, Apicomplexa, Conoidasida, Eucoccidiorida, Eimeriidae. The record is from RefSeq and is a predicted model, not a curated record.
AUGAGGAGCCUCAAGCUGCUCUUUUUGGCCGGCUCGGCCGUCUUCUUUCGAGACACGCAGGGGGCGCAGGCGUCCUCAGGUCCCACUGCGCCGCCCGGCGCUGCAGGAGCAGCAAGUAUCGAUUGCACAACUGCCAUGAACAGCAUCCGUUCUGAUGUUGGCCUGGCCCCGCUGCAGUUGGGAACUACAGAGCAAGCUAAAUUGCCUCUAAAAGCUGGCGACAGCCCCAAUGUGGCCUUCACUGGUUCCGUCUGCACCGCCGCUAGAGCCGGAACGAUGCCUCCCACAACUUCGACCUCACUGGACGGGAACUUCGCCAUUUCGAUCCAGAAGGGGGCCAAUGGCGACUGUGCAACUGCAGUGAAGCACUGGAGAGAAGGAGUCAAUCUGUUCAAGGGUUUGCCUCCGCCGUAUGCGGCGGAUUCUGCGGUGUACAAGACCACCCAGGCCCAGUCCUUUGUGGCCCUCUUCACCCCCCAGCAGGAAAGCAAGGUGGACUGCGCAUACUUCGUUUGCCCGGAAACCACUGACAGCGGCAGCAAGCAGGAGGAAAUCAAAGCUCUUCUCUGCAUCACUUCGCCCAAGUCGCUGAAGGAAGGCACGGCUCCUUUCGAGCAAAAGCAAUGGGACAAGAUCACAGCGGGCCUCGUGGGUGGCGCCUCUGCAGCGGUGCCGACCUUCCUUGUUUUUGCCGUCACGGCUGUUGGAGUUGCGCUGUUUUGA